CAGGAGAGCAAGCCAGAGAUAUCGCGAGAGAAAAGUCGAAGACAUAUCGUGAAAAUUAUGGCGCGUCUGAGAGUGGAGGUGAGUGUUUGGAUUCUUGUGCUUAUUUGCACAGUGGCGGCCGCUGAGGACAAGGCGCAGCAAAUCGUCAUAAAACCAGCUCAAGUGCACAGAACGCAGCUCAAGGUGUCGCGGAGUCUCAAUCCAGAUGACAUGGAGACGAUCAAUGUGCGAUCCAACAAUGGUGGCGUGGCGACGAUCAUCGUGAAGAAGCGCGAUGGCAAGAGCACCAACAUUCCGCCGCAGAGUACAAAUGGAGAAAUUGGGCUGAGUCGCGAAGAGGCCAGGCGGCGAUACUACGCUACGGCAGGUCACUCGACGAUCCUGCGGAAGGUGCCUGAGUCUCAGACUGCGGAGUCCAGCGACCAGGCCAGGUGGGCCACGUCGCCCCGGUCAGAGCUCCUGCUCAAGUCCGGGACGUACAGAUUCUCUCAGCCAACCACAGUGCAGGAGGAGGGAAAGCUCAACAUGAUCAACUCUUUCAUCAAGCACGUGGGCACCAUGGAACCACCGUCCGCUGGACCAACUGACGUGUCCAAGAACAAUGACCGUGACGCCGUGCACAUCUCAAUCCUCAGCAGCAAAACGCUGAAUAAGGCCCGCAAAGUGCCCACUCCCGUGUUCAUAAGCUCAGAGCCAGUGUAUGUGAAAGACUCCGCCGCCAAAGUGAAACGUGGUCGAUCAAUGAUCGAGGUCGGUGAAGACGGAAUUUCAGUGGUGCACGGAAUCAGGAUGCCUGACGAUGAAGUGGAUAAAGUUAAAACGUGGCGCAAUGCUCGAGUGAUAAAUGGUGAAUUACAGCCCUACGAGAAGGGUUAUAAGCCUCCACGAGCGGAUGCUUUCGACAUCGGUCAGUUAGUCUACGCGCAGACUGAGAGCGUAGACGAGGAGCGUCGUCGCAGCAUCGGGCCCUUCUCGACGGCAGACAAUUACUACCACAACUCCGAUCCGGAAACCAAGCCCAAGAGUAUUGGGCCAUUCACGGUGAAGGACAAUCUCAAGGGUGAUUCGAAGAUCUACCAAUUUCGCACUAAGAUCCCCAGCGAGAAGAUCAAUCGCCAGCUGCCUUCCAGAGGCAUAGGACCUUUCACUGUCACCGACAACUCGCGCGUGGCCAACUCGAAGCUCAUUGAGUACAUCAAGAGGAUCAAUGAGCACGAGCAGAGGAGAGACUAUUUCGCAGGCAAAGCCAUUAGGUUUCCAGGCGAUAGCAGCCAAGCGGACACACACUCGAUCCAGAGGCGAAUGCUCACCAGUCAGAGGAACACCAUCUUCCCCGUGAGUCAGUUGUACUUGCCAAAAAAUCGCUCCAGUGAGAGCGACAGAUCCCCAGUCUUGGAAUACGCUCAUCCCGAAUUCGGAGUUCAAGCGGCCAAGUCCGUUCCGGUUCAAGAUAAGCCAGUCAAGGUGAAUUACUACACUAAGGACAUCCACAGUGAUCGCUCGCCUUAUGCCAUAGAACCAGCUAUGAACACGGAUUACUACUACAGUGAUUACGAGAAGAAUGGCAAGUUUGGCCACGUGCCCUUUGGCGAUUACGGAUCGUACAUGCACGGAAAGCCCGCCACAUAUCCCUACACAUAUGGCUACCUGAGGAAAGUCAAGGAACAGCCCUUUUGGAUGAAGAUCACCGAGCAGAUGAGAAACACGUUCCAGAACAGUUUCUCGACUGUGCAACAAAUGACGAAACCAGUCAUUGAUCCUCUGGUCGAGGCGGGUCAGAAGAUCUCGCAGAACCUCGGGUUCGGCCAUGGAAAUCCGUCCAAGCAAGAGGCACAGGACAAGGUGGGAAUUGUCGCACCAGCGGGAAUUGGGGGAUCAGCCCUCCUGCCAGCUUUAGGCCUGAUGGCCAGCGGAGCAGCUCUGAGCCUGGGUGCUUUAGCCAUGGGGAGGUUUCUAGACGUAAAUCUCCUGAGGAGGUCAGAGGAUGGAAGCCCUAUUCUGGAGCACAAAGGCCUGCCAGAUGGCGGAUACUACGUGCUGGUGGAGGAGCCCUCAGAUCACAGUGAGGGAGUGCACAGCAUCCACAAGAGAUCGAUCGGCUCCAGCGAAGAGGAAUCUCUGGGGAGUUUGCUACAGAGUGUCGAGAGCGAGCUGCCGUCACGGUCGAGGAAUCGCUUCGAGGCACAAAUACGUGAGACAAACUGGAGUAAUCCCCAGUGUGCCAAGAAGGUGUUUUGUGAGGUGAUGACCAAGCAAAAGCCAGACGAUAUCAUACUCAUGGAGAAGAAGAUGGAAACACUGCUGAAAAUGAUGCAUCCAAGUUUGGGGACGAACCUCUCGAAACACUUGUCUGAAGUGACUGAUGCCAUCCGUCGAAGGGACUGUACAGCGUUUAACUGCUAAGGAGAUAGUGCGUGAUCGCGGAUCACAAGGACACAGUAUAACAUCACAUCCAGUUGCAACGAAGAGUGGAGCGAGAUG
This is a messenger RNA of Phlebotomus argentipes, 2481 nucleotides long. RefSeq lists its product as uncharacterized. Lineage: Eukaryota; Metazoa; Arthropoda; Insecta; Diptera; Psychodidae. The record is from RefSeq and is a predicted model, not a curated record. The transcript has 3 exons. The coding region runs from base 58 to 2403 and encodes 781 amino acids.